CUUAAUUAAAAUACAGAUAGAGAAACGGAGAUGGAAGAAAGAAGUGUAAGCAAAACCUGUAAUUAUCUGUACCUGAGGGGACCUAAUGGACGCUCACACCUGUUCACCUGUCCUAUUAACCUAACUUAUUCUAUCCACUUGUCCUAUUUAAUCCACUUGUAUCAUUUUCUUGACCUAUGCACCUGUUCUAUCCUUCUGUUCUGUUCUGUUCACCUGUCCUAUCCACCUGUCCUGUCCACCUGUUCCACCCACCUGUGCUAUUCUGUUCACCUGUCCACUCAUUCACCUUUAUGAGUAGCGGGGCCUCUUCUUCGGUGGCUCCUCAUCAUCAUCUUCUGAGCGCACUAUGAUGACGCUGUCCUCUUCCCUACACAGCCUCAGGUUCAGGCUAAAGGGGAUUGAGAACAGUUUUAAAGGAGUCGAGUCUGAGGUUAAGUGAAUCGAGUCAGAGUCAAAGGACACCGAAUCUGAAUUUAAGGGAGUCGAGUUUGCGUUUAAGGGGGACGAGUCCGAGUUAGAGGGAAUCGAAUCCGAAUUUUGAGGAAUCGAAUCCGAAUUUUGGGGAACUGAAUCCGAAGUUAAAGGAAUCGAGUUUUCAUGUGAGGGAGUCCGAUCGCCCAUCACGCCGCUGGACGAGGAAAGGAGACUGAUCCACCAGGCCACUCCAUUGGGCGGCCACUUCACUGCGUUACUCCACUGCCCCACCAGCGCCUGCACGCCCUCGGAGGAGACGUACCAGACCCGCGUAGGUCGCCACUCGGCCCAGUCGUCCCGCCUCUGGAAGAAAACCAUAUACCCCUCAUCCUCUGACCUCAUGGGCCACGUCGGGGGGGAGAUGGUCGUGGAAGAGGACGAGGGCGGUGAGGUAUUCGAGUCCUCAGAGAAAGAAGUGGACCUGGUUCUCUUUGGCAUGUUGGUUUUCAAAGGACUCGUCAAAGUGUUGUUCUGAAGACAAAGAUGGCAGUGAGGGGGGGCAACACAGUGUUCAUUGAUGCCUCGGCACUUGGGGAGCUGACGAGCCAGCUGACGUCCCAAGACCUAGAGAGUCUGGUGGGCAACAUCCAGCCGGCAGACUUGGAGGCUCUGCAGGAGGCAACUGAGGGUCAUGUGGUGGACACUCCUGGAGUGCUCAUCUCUAAUGGGGUGACAGUGGGCAACAUUGUGGAGGUGGAGGGUGGAGAGAGCGAAGUGCUGGAAGAGUCUCAGCAGCUGGACUCCCAUGCUCACCACCAGCCAAUGGAAGUGGACACCCUCACUGACCAUGACCAGGUCAUUGGUGAAAUGGACAUGCUGCAGCAGGGUGGUGAGCUGAUUGGCAUGGCAGGAGAGGAGAUGUCCACAGGCGGUGAGGCUGCCACCACCUCGGCUCUGCUGGCUUCUGUGUCUUCGGGUGACUCCUCUUCCUCCCAGAUAGUUUCAGAGACGCCACAGCUCAUAAAGAGCAGCUUGGGCCAGUUUGUAGUUCUGCAGCAGAACCAGCAGAAUAACAUCUCUAUUGGUUCCAUGGCCAACCGAAUCAUCACAUCGGGCGGCCAGGUGGUGAGCACAGUGUCGGGCCCUAGCAGCAGCAACAACAGCAAGCUGGUGGUGGUGAACACAUCUCAGCUCAGUGGGGGAGUGAGGCAGCAGAUGGUGGUCACCUCGCAGGCCCACCCAGUGCGGACGGUGCAGUUCAAGCAGUCAUCGCAGACCCAGUCACACAACAGCAGUGGUACGGUGACCAAGGUGAUCACCAGCAGUCAGGCUGGCGGGGGCAUGAGCAACAUUGGGAGCCAGCAGGUGCGCCUCAUCACCAGCCAGAGUGGUAAUACUGCAGCCUCCCCUGCCAAGCUGACCUUGCAGCAGGCACAGCAUGUGGGCCUCUUGCCAUCCUCCAAGCCACAGGGCCAAUCUCCAAACAAGAUUGUUGUGCAGCGGGUGAGUAUGGGUGGAGUGUCCCCUUUGAAGAGUCCCAAUAAGUUGGUCCCUGUGUCCUCCAAGUCACCCACCAAAAUUGCCCCAGCCCCUCCUUCCACACAGGAGAUUUUAACUCAAGUGAGCAGUGGUGGAGCUGUGAGGAACAUUCUUUCAAGUCCUCAGAAGAUUGUCAUAAAGAGCAAUAUUCCUCAACCUGGACAGGGGACAGUGAGCACCGUCCGGAGUGGCCAGAUUGUCACUUCUGGGGGACAGCAGGUCAUCAAGAUUCCAGCCAAUCAAGUGCAGCAACUGACAGCACAGCAGCAGAAUGUGCAAGUUCUCUCCAAUAAGAUGAACUAUAUUCCACUAGUGAGUCCUGGAGUUGGUGGAGGAGGAGGAGGAGGAGGAGGAGGAGGCAGUGCCACACUCAUACGCCCAACACCUCCCACCAACAAGCCCAUUGCUCCUGCUGCCUCUCAGCCCAUCAAAAUUAAGGCUAUGCCCAUUGCUCCCAAUCAGACUGGGAAGAAGCAGCGGGUGAUCAUCCCAGUGUCCGGCUCAGGCUCGUCCAAUGUGUCGGGUGGGAUGCCUCAGACCAACCAGACCCUCCCAGCCUCUGCCCUGCCCCCAGGAGUCCUUUCCAACACCCAGCCAGGUUCAGUGGUUAUGAUCCCAGCUCACUACAUGUCACAGCUUCAGUCAAACACUACAAGCAACAGCACAAUUCAAGCAUCAAACCAGAUUCCUCCAGGAACCAUCAUCCCACACACCACAAAGCCACAGCCUUCUCGCACAAUCAUUGAUGCAAAUGGGAUCAGACCAAGAAAACCUUGCAACUGUAAAAAGAGCCAGUGUCUUAAAUUAUACUGUGAUUGCUUUGCAAAUGGAGAAUUUUGCAACAACUGUAAUUGUGCAAACUGUUUCAACAAUUUAAAUCAUGAGGAGGAUAGACAGAAAGCAAUCAAGGCAUGUUUGGAUAGAAAUCCCCAAGCUUUCCGGCCAAAGAUUGGCAAAGGUGGAAGCGAUAAUGAAAGGAGACACAACAAAGGCUGCAACUGUAAGCAGUCUAGGUGCCUGAAGAACUACUGUGAAUGUUAUGAGGCCAAGAUCUCAUGCUCCAACAUGUGCAAGUGUGUGGGCUGCAAGAAUGUGGACAUGACACCAGCACCGGAGAGGAAGGGACUGAUGCAGCUGGCCGAAUGUGCUGAAGCACGGGUCAAUCAGCAGAAGGCCGUUAAAUCAAAAUUACCUUCAUUCUCACAUCACUCGCCCAAUAAAAUGAUUCUUCCUACCACUUCAAAAUCUGGUUACUAUCGAAUGAACCAGGAGGUGGUGGAGGCAACAUGCCAGUGUAUGCUAGCACAGGCAGACAAGGCAGAGGGAGCCUUGGUGUCAGCUGCUCAGUUGGAACAAACUGUCAUCUCGGAGUUCUCACGAUGCCUAAUGCAGAUCAUUGGCAGCUACACGUCACGAUCUAGAGGGCUGGGUGACACGUAGCAACAGUAGAGCUUCUCAGUUGUAUAUAUAUUGAAAUUUUAUCAAGUCAUGUAUAUAGUCUGGAGUGAAAUGUAUAUUUUCUUGUUUCUGCAUUAGUCUGAGAAAAGUUUGUGUUUUUAUUUUGAUCUAUAUUUAUAAUUUGUCUUGUAAUUAAUUUGAGAUAAAUUCCUACUCGAAUGUAAAUUGUAGAUUAUUGCUCAGAUUGUUGCUUUCGUCACCCUCCUUACACUUUUUUUUCUCUCUCUCCUCAUAGAAUUCCCUUCCAAAUUAUAUAUAGUUUGUAUUUUAUAUGUGUAAAUUUGGUUAUGAGGAAUGUAUGAUUUCAGAAAGUGUUGUCUUAUACUCCUUAAUGCUGGGGUCACCUGAAUAUAUUGAGAAACUGCAUACGGUAUGCAAUGAUAAAUAUAAAUCUGUACCUGAGUCUGCACCUGCAGUUCAAAUGUCUUUUUGUUUAUAUGUCUGUUGCCAGUCUUUCUAUCAGUCCAUAUAUCUUUUUAAGUAGUACUUUUUAUUAUUGUUAUUAUUAUCAUUAUUAUUGUUAUAUUAUUUAAUUAUUUAUCUAUUGAUAUUAUAGUUUUUAUUUUUUUAUUUAUUUGUUUUUACAUAUAAGGGUAAAAAAAAAACUAUGUUAAAGAGUGCACUUAAUUGCCAGUCUGAAAGUAUAUGUACUAAAAUCCUGAGGAGUAUAGCCUCUUUACCAUUGGUUUUGACACUUCUCUUAGAAGUGUUUGAAUCUAGGUUUAUUGUAAGAAAAGUCUCCAUUAGUGCCUUUUUUACACCCAGUCCCUGAUUUCAUGAGAGAUGAAAUUUCAAGUUGGUACUCAAUGUAGAUAUCAUCAGCCUACAAAAGUCUCCCCUUACCUCCUCUACUCACCUCUGCUGGAUGCCAGUCUUUUCUGGGUCACUCCAAUGAAGCUUCUUAGUUCAUUUCAUUGUCUACAUCUUUAUCUUACCAGUAUGUUUACUGUCUGUUACUCUAAUUAUCUAAUAUCCAUCCAUGUUAUGUUGUGUUCUGUUCACAUCCACUUUUUUCUUUUUAAUGUCAAAAUGUUUUCAGCCUUAGUCUACUUCUCUGUCAGUAAUGCCUUCUUAUUUCUCCAUGUUACAUCAAGCAAUAUUUUCUUCAUUCCACUUUGAGCAUUCAGAAGUUUUUGUUCCUGGGUUUCUUAAGGCUCCAGGUUGCCAAUAAAAAGCGGAUGUUAAAAUUGGCAGAGCAUUGUGAUGAUAAACUUUUCUCACAUAGUUGCUAUUCAUGGUAGUGUUUUGUUUAACAAAAAAUACUCCGUCCCUCAAUCUAUAUUCUUUGGAUUCUUUUCAUGAAUAGGAUUAAAGAUCUAGAUCAGAACAUGAGCAUUUAAUACUGAAAAUUUACUUCUGAAAUUGGUGAAAUCUCCAAAUCCCUUUUUUUCAGAAGUUCAGGCGUUUUAGAAAUUAGAAAGAUAUGGGCACACUGACACCACAUCUUUCUUGGAAAAGCUGAAGUGGAAUUUGUUCCAUACAUAUACUUGUUUUUAUUCCCUUCAGUGAGUCUUCAAGAUUAAUGUUGGAGGAGCAGCCUAAAGAAGCAAACUUAAAGUGGUCAUUUAAAUUUUUACAUGACAGUUGUGCAAGGAGUAGAGUGAAGUGAGUGAGUACAUGUUUAUGGAUUAGUAAUCAUUAAAGCUUUCAUACAGUGAAACAUAUUUUCAUAAUAAUACUUUUUCACUGAUCUACUCUGGUAUUUCUAUAUUUGAUUUAUCUGGCAGCAAUGCAUCAUUCAGCAGUAUAAAUCUGGAGUGUAGGAAAGAUGAACUCCAGCUUUCAGAGGCACCAGACAAUUAUCUGUUUUGUCUUGGCAAGUGCUGGAGAAACGUGUGUUACACUUGUGCCAUUUUAGAUGAAUGAGAGACUCAUUCUAGAGGAGAGUUAUGCACUGACCUGUCUCAGACUACUAUUCCUGUCAAUUACACCAAGAUGAUCAAGAAUCACAGUUAUGAAAAGUAACAAACAAUCCAUGUCUAUCUGGAAAGAGGCACCAUAAUAAAGGGAACUUCAUCUGCAUAUUUGAUUCCUGCAAGUGUGUCUUGAGACAAAGCUCUUUAGGUGGACCUUUCUUAUUCAUUGUGAUAGCAGUGUUUGAUUAUUACUUAAAGUAUAAGUAUCAUCCUCUGAAGUGUUUUAAAACAAAUAAAAAUAGCACUGAACUCAAUGCAUUGAUAUUAUUUUGUGUAUUUCAGUAGUAUGUUGAUAUGGCAGGUCAUUUUCCCUCACAAGAAAUGCUCCCAAAAUGAGGCACAAAAGUUUCUAGUUUUUGUUCUCAUCAGUGUCAGGUGUUGGAUAAAGAGCCUAAACUGCAUUUUGCUAGACAGUUGAUCAAUUCCUUGUUUUGCUGAAAAAAAAUAAUAAUUGCCUGCAAAUAUGUUGUAAUUUGCCAGUCAGAUGAGCACAGCCAUGUGUCAGUGUUCAUCACUAGUUUAUAUCAAUCUCUCUCUCUCUCUCUCUCUCUCUCUCUCUCUCUCUCUCUCUCUCUCUCUCUCUCUCUCUCUCUCUCUCUCUCUCUCUCUCUCAUUAUAUAAAACAG
This is a messenger RNA of Scylla paramamosain (green mud crab), 5953 nucleotides long. Its product is annotated as protein lin-54 homolog. The coding region runs from base 958 to 3393 and encodes 811 amino acids. The record is from RefSeq and is a predicted model, not a curated record. Gene Ontology annotation, biological process: regulation of DNA-templated transcription. Gene Ontology annotation, cellular component: nucleus. NCBI's taxonomy places the organism in Eukaryota, Metazoa, Arthropoda, Malacostraca, Decapoda, Portunidae. The transcript is spliced from 16 exons.